Molecule: messenger RNA, 2221 nt
Organism: Passer montanus (Eurasian tree sparrow)
Lineage: Eukaryota; Metazoa; Chordata; Aves; Passeriformes; Passeridae
Product: RING finger protein 151-like
Exons: 7
Coding region: 252-1115 (287 amino acids)
Molecular function (GO): zinc ion binding
Source: RefSeq, a predicted model, not a curated record
GUGCCGGCCUGCGGCGUCUGUGCCACACGCAGCAUGGCGGAGCGGCUGCCCGCCGCGCCGCCGUCGAGCGAGGGCGGCCGUAAAGGGGAGCUGGGCUGCGCGACAGCGAGCGGCGGCGGGCGGGGCAUAAUAAAGCAGUGAAGAGAAACUGAAGGAAGCAUUACAUGCCUCACUGAUAACUGUUUCUGAAGUAUUUGGGCAAACUACAUAUAUAUGUAUUAAAAUCUACAAAGGUUGAAGGUGUGGAGAGCAUGGGUUACGACAUUGAGCGCUUCGUGGGCUAUGUUAAUGAAGGGCUGUUGUGCUCCAUCUGCCGGGACGUGUUGGAAGAUCCGCUGCAGGCUCCCUGCGAGCACGCGUUCUGCACUGCCUGCAUCCAUGGGUGGCUCGUGCAUCACAGUAACUGCCCUGAAGACAGACAAGUGAUUGAUGUGUCUUUGCUGCGACCUCUCUACAGAUAUAUGAAAAAUGAUUUAAACCGUCUUCAGCUACAUUGCAGAAACAGAGAGUAUGGCUGUGAAAUGGUUUGUUCUCUGGAGUCUAUAGACAGGCAUGAAAGGGAGUGUGAGUACAGUCAGAUACCUUGCUCCAAUGCUGGCUGCACGGUGCAGGUCGAGCGGCGUCACCUGGACGGGCACCUGGCGGUGUGCGAGUUCCGGAGCCGGGCGUGCCCCAACGGCUGCGGCUACACCUUGCUCAGCGCUGAGGACUCGCAGCACAACUGCGUGGCCGAGCUGAGGACCGAGCUGGAGCUGCUCCGGUCAGAAAUGAUCUGCAGAGUGGAAGAGGCAAAACACGAGAUGGAGUCAAGGUUAGAUUCACAGAGAAGGCAUAUGGUCCAAAAAGAGAGUAUUCUGCAAAAUGAAAUUGAAGAACUAAAGAGCCAGAUGUCACGACUGAUGUCAGAUGUGCGGUCUCUGAUGGCUGCGGAGCGGCAGCACCGUCAGGAGCUGGAGCAGGCAGAGCUGGAAAAACGGGAGUUGAUGGAGCUGCUGAAGGGGCUGCAGAAGGACUGUAGAUUGACUACUGCAGAGGGAAGCAGGAAGUCCAAUUUCCGUCCUUUGACACGACUAGAGAGUGUAAAAAGAAAACCUAGGGAAGUUACAGUUAUCUAAAUAGUACUAAGCUCAAAAAUCAUUUUCUUCAAAUACUGGCUUCUGGCAAACUACUUUCAUGGAAUGAUUGGUAAAGUUUAUAUAAUUUCUGGUUUACUAGGGUUUUUUUGAGGUCUAAAUUACAACUGUAUUUCCUUUGGGGCCAUAAAAACAAACAGAAGAUUUUUUUCCUGAGGGAAUACUGGUCAUUAAAACCAAUUGGAAGACAUAUUUUUAGGUAUUGUUUUUAUAAAAAGGGAAAGGAGACUAGAUUUGUUCUCUCUUUUCUGCAUCACUUACAGGAAUCUUUCAGCACUGAAAGCUACAGCUUUUUUAAGUCAAAGAUACGGACUGUUAUUGACCAGGAAGAAAAAAACAUUUCAGUAUCUCUGUUUGAAACAAAAAAGCAAAUGUGACCAUUUGGGAUGUACUUAAUUUGGGGAAAAGUGAAUAGUAGAAUUAGUAAGUCAGUAAUAGAAAUUAAUAAGAUUUUGUUUGUUUGUAGUCAGUAGAAGGUCUUAUUUCAAAGGUGGAAAGCAAGCACUUUAAAUUGUAAUUCUUCUGCUAUGUAACAGCUUUGGGUGAGGUUGACUGUUGCUUUAGAGCUUCUUCUCAUUUCCGAGGCUGAUAGCACACUGAAGAGACUAAUACUAAAGCCCGAGGUAGCAGAAUAACCUAAAACCCUUUAAACAGAUGUGUGAAUAACUUUGAGUGUGUGGGAAUGGAUCUGCUUCUUACUUUAGAAUUUGAAGCUUUUAUAUGUGAAACUAUCAGGUAUUUGUACAGGAUCUUUUAAGCAUAAGGCCAGUCAUUUGGUACUCAAUAUCUUUGAAGUAUAUAUAAAUACCUAGAGUAUCCUUGAUUUUCUUGUGGCAGGUUUAAGGCUACUUGAUAUGCACAAGAGAUGAAUAUUUGCACAGUCACUUGGGUUUCAGACGUUAGUGCUCAGGCAGGCUUCAGGGAGUGCCAGAGCGUGGCACUGGCAUCAGAGGGUACCAGAACACCUGUGUGAGUGCAGGUUGGUCAGUGAUCUGCUCUGCUUAGCAGGACUAUCAAAGCAGGGGUGCAAGGGUUAAGGGGCGUUAGAGCAUCUGAGGAAGAGGGUGGCUGAUAGAGCCAUUCUCUGC